UUGAGGUGGCGGCCUGGGUGAAGUUGGAAGAGUUGUAGGGAGGGGGAGGCAGCUUGAGAGACUCAAACCCUGAAAGAAAAUGACCGACGCAGAAGCGCAAGACGCCCCACCGUCGGCACCGGUGGAAGCGGUGGAAGAAGACCCACAACCAGAGAGAACAGUGAUAGCCACUCUCGUUCAAGGCACAGUUAAAUGGUUCAACGUGCGCAAUGGAUAUGGCUUCAUCAACAGAAAUGACACCAAAGAGGAUGUCUUCGUCCACCAGACAGCGAUAAAAAAAAACAACCCAAGGAAAUUCCUGCGAAGUGUGGGAGAUGGCGAGAUUGUGGAGUUCGAUGUUGUGGAGGCAGCCAAAGGCUCUGAGGCAGCUAACGUGACUGGCCCUGGGGGUGUACCGGUCAAAGGCAGUCGCUACGCCCCGAACAAGCGCCGUUUCCGCAGGCGCUUCUACCCGCGCGGAUCGCGGCCCAGCCAGGACAAGUCUGGGGAGAGCUCCGGCGGCCCCACGUCUGAGGGUGAGGGGACCACUGAGAACGAGGGGCCGCAGGGUGUCCCUCGACGUAGACGCCCACGCAGACGUACAGACAGCCUGAAAACAGAUGGUGAUGGAGGAGAGCAGAAGGAUGGGACCGUGGAGGGUGGACCGCAGAGGCCGCGACCUCGACAGUUCAGACCCCCAUACCGCAGACCAUUCCGGCCCCGCCCACCCCAGGGUGAGCAGCAGGCCCCAGCAGAGGGUCAGUCGGAUGCCCCGAAGGAGACCCUGAAGGAGCCCCAGACCAAUGGGGAGCUAGGCCAGAGACCCCGAAAACAGUUCAGCCGCCGCAGACAGAGGAAUUCCGAAUCCACCACUUCCAAAGAUGCUGCCAUGCAGGACACUGAGAAACCCAAAGAAGAACAACAAGGCUCCCCUGUUCAAGCACCCAAGGCAGCUGAACUCCGGUCCUCCCCCAAACCUUCGCCAAAGACUUCCCCCAGAUCAUCCCCUAAACCAGCCGAGACACCUGCCACCACAGCUGCUGCCGCCCCCUCGGAGUGACUCAUGAGUGGACCGCAUCACAUGACCUCAGAAAGAGGUUUCACGGUGCGUGUGCUGGGGGUUAAACCUCACCUUUCCUCUCAUAACCCCCUGAAUACUGACACACAUAUAACCACACACUUCAAUGUGCACACUAUGCUCCCCUCCUGCUCACACACGUUCAUGUCCUCUCCAAGCCCUGUGUUAAACCCCCCACCCCCAAUACCCACACACACACACAAUCACCCUCUCCCCCUUUCCCGGAGCCCCAGAAUGAAACCAUUUAGUGAAGGGGAAUAACACAAAGGAGAUGCUGUUUGGACAGUGUAGAAGUGUGAUUUAGAAAGCAAAAUGUUUAAAGAAAAGGAAGCAAAUAAAAAAGGAACUGCUCUAGUUGAGUCCUGCCCUGAUGCCCUUGGGAAUUCUAAGUCCCAACCAUUUAACCAACUUGUUUAAUUUAAUCGUUUGGGCGCAUGCGGGCAUUUGAGAAGACAACCAGACCUGUUUUUGCUGUUUUAAGUUCAACAACAAGGGGGUGGAAAAGUGACAUGAGUGUGUUUCGGGUGCUGGUUUGCUCACGGAGUCUGCCAUCACCUUUUCCCCUUUAGGAAAAGCUUAAGUAUUCUGCCCCUGUCCUUUUGUUGUGAUCAUACCCCAGCUGGUUGAUUUGUUUUAUGUUUUUGUUGUUUUCUUAUUUUGGUCCUCCUAUGUCUUAUUUUUCUAUGCCCUUUUCUUAGGAGGGGACUGUGCAAUUGUCGGUUUACUAAAAUGUCUAGUACAAAGAAAUAAAUACAUGUGCAAAACCAA
Clupea harengus (Atlantic herring) is the source of this 1825-nucleotide messenger RNA. RefSeq names its product Y box binding protein 1. Gene Ontology annotation, molecular function: nucleic acid binding. The record is from RefSeq and is a predicted model, not a curated record. Lineage: Eukaryota; Metazoa; Chordata; Actinopteri; Clupeiformes; Clupeidae.